AUGAGUACAAUAAAAUUGAACCCAGAUAUAAGAAUCCAGACUCAUUCAAAAAUUGUGAGAUUUUACACAGAAAAGGCUAAAAGAAUUUUUUAAAACAUUAAAUGCAAAAGAGAAAAAAGAAUUGAAAAUCCUCAGGAAAUUUACGAAAUGAAAAGAGAAGAAAGAUAAUAAGAGAGAAAAGAACUGCAUGAGGAUGGAACUGAUAAGGAAGAAAUGCAUUUAUUGUGGAGCAAAAAAUCAUGAUCCUUUGGAGUGUUGCUAUUUUAUUUGCUUUAUUUGCAAACAGCAUGGGCAUUUCGCUGGGAAAUGUAAAAACCUGUUGAAAGCUUGUAAGGAAUCGAAGAAAAUAUGUGAAAAUUGUGAAUCCAUAACGCAUGAAUCUUCUCAAUGCUUAGCCUUAACUUAAACUUAAAUUGCAGGUCUUGGCUUGCUCGCCUAUGGGUAACACAGGCACCAAUAAAUUUCAGGGAGAUUCACCUUUUCGAUGACAACAGGGAGGACGGCUUGACUUGGGAUGAUAAAUUCACCUAACGAGUUAAAGCUCGGACACCAUCAUUCCUUUUUUUCACCGCUGAUAGCAUGGCAUCUGUAAAUAAAGCUUAUGUCUUCGUCUCCAUCUCCUUGCAUUGCAGGCUCCAGUGUUGAAGAGGAAGGCCAUGGAUUUUCUGCGGCAUGUUGCUUGGGUUGAACGAAGGUUUUCCGCACAAAAAUCCCCAAAAAUGGAAUUUCUGGCCAACUAUUGGUAAAGGAAAAAUUCAAAACCUGGUGCGUAACUCCCAGGUUCACACUCGGAAUUUGCCUGAAUGGUCCUAGGCAUUGGCUGCAUACGUGCUGGGCUUUUCAUUUCCAACUCUGAAACCACCUUUUCCCUCGAGGUAAAAAUCAACUCCUGAAAGCGACUAGGGCUAGGCAAUACUGCCCAUUUCUUGGCUUGCAAAACCUUGUCGGAUAUAAAUAAAAUAGCUCAAGUCAUUGCUGGGAGGCAAUGCCCUAGCCUAGACGCUAUUUUAUUUAUCCCUUAAUGCUUAGCCAAAACUGAUUUUAUUCCAUUCGAAAAAGAGUUAAAAGACGUAGCAUGCCUGACAUGCCGACGAAUGGGGCACAUAAAUUGCUCUGAAUUAUGAUGAAGUUGCUAG
Blepharisma stoltei is the source of this 1136-nucleotide messenger RNA. The record is from the annotation of a GenBank genome assembly. NCBI's taxonomy places the organism in Eukaryota, Ciliophora, Heterotrichea, Heterotrichida, Blepharismidae.